AUGGAGACGACUGUGUUUGUCAAUGGGCGCAUCUUCACCCCCAGCAAUGGCGAGGAAGCCGACUUCAAAGAGGCCAUGGUUAUCGCCGGCGACAAAAUUAGCCAUGUUGGCUGCCAGGACGACGAAGCAGUCCGGCAAGCCCUUUUGUCGGGCGCCAGGCGGGUCGACCUCCGGAAUAAAGUGGUCGUCCCCGGCUUCAUCGACAGCCACAUGCAUAUCCUAGACUUUGCCUUGUCGCAACGCAAGCUAAGCCUCCUGCACUGCAAAUCUCUGGCAGAGAUUCGGUCCUCAAUCAAAGAAUAUGCGAAAAACAACCCCUCUGCACCACGCAUCCUAUGCAAGGGUUGGAUCCAAUCUACAACGGAUGGCGAGGCCCGGGCUGCCUGGCUGGAUGAUCUCGAUCCGCGACCGAUUUACAUCCAGGCCAACGACAUGCAUUCCGGCUGGGCCAGUACGGCAGCAAUGGAGGAAAUUGGAAUUCCCUCCAUGGCUGACCCUCCUGGCGGGAAGAUUCACCGUGACGCAGAUGGAAGACCGACGGGCCUUCUGAGCGAGGCUGCGCAUCUCGACGUGGCUAAUCCGUGGUUGAACGCGGCGACCCCCGUGUCGCAGAAGCUCCAGGCGCUGGAAGAUGCCGUGGCGGAAUACACUGCAGCGGGGUAUACUGGGAUGAUUGAUAUGGCGAUGGAGGAGACGCAGUGGACGGUCCUCGAGACCUUCCGCCAGCAGUAUGGAGACAAGUUCCCCUUCCACAUCGCUGCGCAUUGGAUCAUCCCGUACUCGAAGGACGCAUCAGUGGUCCAGGGGCAUCUUCAGAAGGCCAUUGAAAUGAACGAGAAACACCAUCCAUCCAAAUCGCCCAAGUUCUGUAUUGUCGGGAUUAAACUGAUAUGUGAUGGUGUCGUGGAUGGCUGCACUGCUGCCCUCUUCCAACCGUAUACAGGAGCCAAGGAUCCCGUGGAUCCUAUAUGGCCCGAGGACGAGCUGGGGCGGGUAGCUAGGAUGGCCGACGAGGCUGGACUGCAAUGUGCGAUCCACGCCAUUGGGGACAAAGCUGUCCAUCAGGCCGUAAAUGUCUUGUCAGGACUAACGCCUGGACGUCGCCACCGCAUCGAGCACUUGGAAUUGACCUCACCCGAAGAUGCAAAACGACUGGGCCAGCUGGGCAUCACUGCCUCAGUCCAACCAGUACAUUCCGAUCCUGCCCUUUUCAAAGGGUGGCCGAGUCUGGUCGGGCCGCACCGCUGCAACCGCGCGUUUGCGUAUCGCGAGUUUCUCGAAGGCGGUGCUCCCAUGGCGCUUGGGUCGGACGCUCCCACGGCAGCUCAUCUUGCGCUACCGAAUCUGUAUAACGCGACGACGCGCAGGUCGGCGAUUGAGCCAGAGAGUACCGAGACGGUGAACGAGCAAUUCAAGCUGUCCCUGGCUGCCGCAGUCACGGCGGCCACGAGGGGUGCCGCAUACUCGAGGCAUGCGGAUUCCUGGACGGGCAGUCUUGUCCCUGGCCAUCAGGCGGACUUUGUAUUGUUGGAUAUGGAGUGGGAUCCGUACAAGUUGCUGCAGGCCAAGGUACACCAGACUUGGAGCAGUGGGGCGAAGGUAUUUGACGCGGAGCAGAACAAGAAAAUUUCUAUGAUGGAGUAG
Aspergillus terreus NIH2624 is the source of this 1644-nucleotide messenger RNA. RefSeq names its product amidohydrolase. The transcript has a single exon. Bases 1 to 1644 code for a protein of 547 amino acids. Gene Ontology annotation, molecular function: hydrolase activity, acting on carbon-nitrogen (but not peptide) bonds. The record is from RefSeq and is a predicted model, not a curated record. NCBI's taxonomy places the organism in Eukaryota, Fungi, Ascomycota, Eurotiomycetes, Eurotiales, Aspergillaceae.